CUGGCGAAGUGGUGCGUUUUUUUCUUUUUUGUCCAGCUUAUACACUCCCAUCUUGGGGGUCAGAUAUAAUCUGCUUUGAUCCUAUAUAAAUUGUCUGCUUUGCACUCACCAUGAGGGUUGUGGGUUUUUCAGAUUAUUGCCAGUUGCUUCAAUCCACAACACUGCUGCUACUCUUCCUUGCUUUGAAAAAUGACAGUUUCUGAAACAAUUAACAGCUACUCUGACGUCCCCGUUGAUGUCGACGCUGGUGUCUUAAGACAAAAAUUCAUUCCUGAUAUCGAUGUGGAAAAAGUCGAUGCCAAAUACAAUGUGCGUCCUUUUCCAAAUGCUGGAAAGACAAAGGAAAAUUUGAAAAUAUUAACCUUGGAUUCCUUGGACUUUAGCAAAUAUCAAGAUGGUCCUGAGGGUUUGCAAUCAAGAUUAGAAUUAGCUGCUAAGUUGGAGAAGGCUAUCACCACCAUCGGCUUCUUCAACAUAAUCAAUUUUGGUUUCUCGGAUGCUGAGUAUGAUCGUCUUGCUUCUAUUUCACAGGCCAUUUUGGAACUACCUCAAGAAGACAAAUUGAAAUAUAGAUCUGGCGCUUUAAGAUCCGAUGAGGAAGACCGUUCUAGAUCUUUGGGUGCUGAAAGAGGUUUCGGUUUCAAACCAAAGGGUUACUGGAAUAUUAAUGCAAAGGUUAGAGAUAACAUUGAAUUUUACAAUAUCAAAGAUGUGGUUCACGACAGCCAGUUAUUUGAUGAAAAAAAGAACUAUCCAGAAAUUGCUAAGGCUCAUUUGCCCGAAAUUGGAAACUAUUAUCGUUUCUUGCAUUUCAAUGUUUUGAGAAAACUUUGCACUCUUUGUGAUAUCAUCUUAAAAUUGCCCGAAGGAACCCUAUGGGAAACUCAUUUCAAAGUCUAUAAAGAUGAUCUUGUAAAUUCUGGUGGCGGAUGGGCAAGACUAAUGAUUUACCAUGGCUUAAAACCCGAUGAAUACAAACUAACUAAUAACACCCAACUAAGAGGCCAUUCUGAUAGUCCAGGUUUUACUUUCAUCAAAGGUUUUGCUGAAAUCUUUGGUUUGCAAAUUAGAGAUUACUACAGCGGUGAAUGGAUCUACGUUCAACCAAUCAAGGAAGCCCUAUGUGUUAACGUCGGUGAUGCAAUGGAAUUCAUCACUGGUGGCUACUUCAAAUCCUCAAUCCACAGAGUUGUUGCUCCACCUGAUGAUCAAAAAGGCUUCAAAAGAAUGAUGGCUAUUUAUUUCUGCGAUCCUGCUUUUUCUUCCGUUUUAGAUCCAGAGCAUUUGCAAUCUCCUAAACUAAACGAAUUGAACAUUACAAAACCAGAUGAGUGGGAAAGAAUAACUCACGAUGUUUGGUCAAAUGAAAAAGGAAGAUUGUUUGGUCAAAAGAAAGUUAACAGCGUCCAAGGUGAUGAGCCAAGAGCUGUUAAAAUGUUUGGUAGAUUAGCAGAAAGAUGGCAUCAAGUCGAUCUUCAACAACAAAUCAAAAUCUAAUUUAAAUUCAAACCAACCUCCACACAUGCUGUUUUUUACAUUUGAUAUACAUAUAUAUAUUCUUUACUUCUAAAUAUUCUUUUCCUCUAUAUUCAUUCUUACUUUUUUUUUUAUUCACUCUAUGACCCGCUUAAUAAAAUGUU
Ascoidea rubescens DSM 1968 is the source of this 1640-nucleotide messenger RNA. Its product is annotated as Clavaminate synthase-like protein. The record is from RefSeq and is a predicted model, not a curated record. Bases 190 to 1497 code for a protein of 435 amino acids. NCBI's taxonomy places the organism in Eukaryota, Fungi, Ascomycota, Saccharomycetes, Ascoideales, Ascoideaceae. The transcript has a single exon. Gene Ontology annotation, molecular function: dioxygenase activity.